AUGUUAACUAAAGUAAAUUUGCUUUAUGAUCGUCACCCAUAUACACCGAUUCCAUACACAAUACUUCGUAACCAUCCUUUGAUGCUGAUGUCACAAUGUAAUCAAGAAAAAUUAAUGUCACAUCCAUUGUGUGUGGCAUUACGCAAAGCGAAAUUUCGACGAUUUAGUACCUGGGUACUUGUCUUAUUCUUUCUUAGCUAUAUUAUGUUUAUGGCUUUGUAUACUGUUGUUGUUCUUCAAAUGAUUCAUCCACAGUAUUACUAUGAUCUCUAUAAUUCAUCUGGAAAUACUUUAGGUCAAAACAUCGAGUGGGAUUAUGGAUUCAACAGUGACGUCUGUCGACGAGUAGGAAUUUAUUUAAUUGAAUCAGGAAAUACUAAUGCACGGAAGACAACAAACCAGCAAAGAUAUAUAUUGACGCUCGAUGUUUUAUUAAUUUUAUUUGCGAUUAAAAAUGGACUUUUCAUAAUAGCUUCAUGGCCACGUUUUAUUCGUAAAACGGCAUACUAUGCAGAAGCACUUGCUCUAGUAUUGGUAUACGUGUGUAUCAGAGACGGUGAUUCAUGGCAAAAAUCCCUGAAUUUUCGAUGUCCAAUUCAAUGGGAGCUGGUAAGUAAUGUAUUAAGAAUGUUUUAAAACGGUCAUAGAAUAGUUUUCUAUGAGCAAACUCAGCAGCAAUGAUCUUUCAAAUAUAAAAAUCGUUGUUAAAAAAUAUUGACAUUAUUAUAUGUAUAAUCAGUUGAAGCUUAGGAGAAACUACGAUUCCAGUUUUAUAUUUUUGAAUAUCUAUUUGAUGAGAUAUUUUCGUAUCUUUGACUUCGAUACCAUGUAUUCUUUGUAGGGCUCAAUUGGUCUUCUAUUAUCUUGGUUAGUAUUGCUCUCAUAUAUGCGUUAUAUUCCUUGGAUGGAUGUCGGUCUAUAUGUUGUCAUGCUCGAAGUAAUCUUUUUAAAGUUUCUUCGAGCAAUACCUCUUUUAAUGGUACUUUUCUGUGGUUUUGG
Molecule: messenger RNA, 999 nt
Organism: Adineta steineri
Lineage: Eukaryota; Metazoa; Rotifera; Eurotatoria; Adinetida; Adinetidae
Source: the annotation of a GenBank genome assembly